Trichoderma reesei QM6a is the source of this 1233-nucleotide messenger RNA. Its product is annotated as non-classical secretion pathway, nce2 component. Gene Ontology annotation, cellular component: plasma membrane; eisosome. NCBI's taxonomy places the organism in Eukaryota, Fungi, Ascomycota, Sordariomycetes, Hypocreales, Hypocreaceae. Gene Ontology annotation, biological process: eisosome assembly; protein localization to plasma membrane. The transcript has a single exon. The record is from RefSeq and is a predicted model, not a curated record. Bases 347 to 880 code for a protein of 177 amino acids.
GCUUCUUUUUUACUUUCUCUCUUGCUCAAUUACAAUCCAAAUAUUCUGCUUAAAAUCGCCACGUUAUCGCCAUCAGAAGGGAAUUAUUGCGCGCCUGGUGCUUCUCCGGUAGCUUGGAUAUUGUGUUCUUCGCCAAUCGAGAAAUCUUCUUGGCGCACGGACAAGACCCCGUCGAUCGCGAACAGAGCACGCAACAGCACAUAUCGCAGCAUAGAAUCCACUCUUCUCGCCGCUGGGUCCAGGGAUAUCAUCUAGAUACUACUACUCAAAGCCGAAUCCCGGAAACUUAUCUCAGACUCAAUCGACACAAUUCAGCAUCGCGGAGUCGAGGCAUCUCACCGCCACAAUGUCCAACCUCUUCAAGAUUGCCCUGCGCGGCAUCGCGCUCGUCUGGACGCUGCUCAUCACGGCCCUCAUCGGAAAUGUCAUCGCCUCCAACGUCAACGGCCACAUGGUCACGGUCAACUUCACAAUGUUCGUCGCCGCUCUCUCAUGGGUUGCGCUCCUCUACGGUCUGUUCGCAAUCUUCAUCGAGAGCAUCGCCGUGCCCUCGGCGCUCCUCAUCCUCGACGGCCUGGCCACCUUGUUCACCUUUAUCUGCGCCAUUGUGUUGGCCGCUGAGCUGCGCGCGCCCAACUGCGGCAACAUUUCUGGCCAGCACUUGCCCAGCGACUGGAUCGGCUUUGGCUCUCACCACGACGAGAGGAGGUGCCGCGAGAUCCAGGCCAGCACUGCCUUUAUGUGGUUCCUCUGGGCUUGUUUCUCGCUGAUCCUCUUCAUCACCUGGAGGGAUGCCAGGAGCAGCGGCUUCACCGGCUCCAUGCGAACUUCCCGAUCUUCGCGCUCUUCUCGACCUGCCAUGUCUCAGGUUGGGGUCUAAGUGCGCUUAUCGUGAGACUCUAGCUCAGGUUUUCUCUGAGCUCUCGCUCUUUCACGUGAGGGCAGUACUGUUGUCGAGCGACAGUAGCCCGUCCCUGGUGGAUUGCAUCUAGCCGACAAUUGAGCUAGGUUUAAUGUGAAGACGUUUUUUUGGGUACUGGCAAUCAGGGAUAGCUUUGUUUCACGACAAGCGGUGAUGUCUACGGACGACGCGCAUUGAAGCGCCCAUGCUGUACGAAGUGACGGUGUAAAGCCACAUACAUUUACGAGGUGACGAGAUUGGGUACUGGGUUGACUGGAUGGAUCCAUUGGUCUCGCCAUAGCUUGGCAGGAAGGGACAAAGUUAUGAAAAUG